UUUCUCCUUAUACACUCAUCUCUCUUCCUCACCUUGGUGCGCAGCGCCUGGGCCGGGCUAGCUCUCUCUUUCUCGCCUCGCCUCCCAGGGACGCUGCAGGCCGCAGCCCCAAGCCCCUGGUACCUGGAGCAGCAUCGCAACCAUGGCAAGAAGCUUCGACAUGAGCACCAUCGCAACCAUGGCCAGAUUCUGGUGGUCGCUCCUACUCCUGUGGCUCUGCUGCCUUCUUCUCUCUCCGGUGGACUCGUCGCCGGUUGCCAUCACGCACCUGCCUGGCUUCGACGGGCCCCUCCCAUUCUCCCUGGAAACCGGGUAUGUGGAGGUGGACGAAAGCAAUGGCGUGCACCUUUUCUACUACUUCGUCGAGUCGGAGAAGGACCCCACCAGAGACCCGCUGGUGCUGUGGAUGCAGGGUGGACCCGGCUGCUCCAGCCUCUCGGGCAUUCUCUACGAGAUGGGGCCCUUCCGGUUUGACGUCCAAGGGUACAGAGGUGGACUCCCUACUUUGCUGUACCGACCGGAGACAUGGACCAAGGUCAGCAAUAUAAUCUUUAUUGAUAGUCCUAUUGGCUCUGGGUUCUCAUACGCCACGUCGGAAGAAGGGUUUAAAUCUAGUGAUAGCAAGGCGGUUAAAAUGCUAGUCGUUUUCCUCAAAAAGUGGUUGCAUGAGCACCCCCAGUUCCUCUCAAACCCACUUUAUAUUGGUGGUGAAUCAUAUUGUGGUAUGAUCGUACCCACUCUUGCCCUGGAAAUCCACAUAUCAAACAAGGAAUCUGGGGAAGAAUCACUUCUUAACCUCAAGGGGUACUUUGCUGGGAAUCCAGUGACUGACGACAGGUUUGACAGAGCUGGUACAAUCCAAUUUUUUCAUGGCAUGGGAAUGCUGUCGGAUGAACUUUAUGAGUUUGCCAAGGAGAGUUGUGGAGGAAACUACAGUGAUCCACCCAAUGCGUUAUGUGCCGAGUCCAUUCAAGCUAUUGACAAUUGCACAAAAGAUAUCAACUUGUCCCACAUCCUGGAGCCCUCAUGCGAGUUGAUAUGGAGCCCCGGGAUUCAGCAGGCAACAGCAAGCAAUGAAACAAGUGGGCUCAGGGUGGAGUACUUGGUUGGUGAUGAUCUCCUGUUUCCCUUCAAGUGUAGAAGCGAUACCUACCAGCUAUCUUAUGUAUGGGCAAAUGAUGAAGGCGUAAGGGAGAGUCUUGGCAUUCGCCAGGGAACUAAGGCGGAAUGGAAAAGAUGUGUUAGCGACAUACCGUACACUAGAGAUAUCACAAGUACAGUAGAGAUUCAUUCGAGGCUACGUAGAGAAGGAUAUCCAGCGCUGAUAUACAAUGGCGACCAUGAUAAGGAGUUUUCCUUCGUUGGCACUCAAGCAUGGAUAAGAUCUCUUAACCUGCCUAUCACAGAUGACUGGAGACCAUGGUAUGUUGAUGGCCAGGUUGCAGGAUUCACAAGAAGUUACUCCACUAACCUAACGUAUGCAACUGUGAAGGGUGCUGGGCAUACUGCUCCAGAGUACAAGCCCAAGGAGUGCCUCGUGAUGUUCGCCAAGUGGCUUUCCGGUGACCCUCUGUGAAGAAAGGAUGACCUUUGUUUGGAUGAGUGUGUGUCAGUGCCUGUUUGUCGCAUCUAACUAAAUUUGAAAUAAGCAAGGUUCCUAAAUAGAACCAAACAUUGUUCCCCUGCUUGGAUGUAUACCCCAUGCACAAUUUGAAUACAUUAUGUUAUGUUGUUUUGCUUUUUAAA
This is a messenger RNA of Triticum aestivum (bread wheat), 1746 nucleotides long. RefSeq names its product serine carboxypeptidase-like 7. Gene Ontology annotation, molecular function: acyltransferase activity, transferring groups other than amino-acyl groups; serine-type carboxypeptidase activity. Gene Ontology annotation, biological process: proteolysis; secondary metabolic process. Bases 143 to 1576 code for a protein of 477 amino acids. The transcript is spliced from 14 exons. Lineage: Eukaryota; Viridiplantae; Streptophyta; Magnoliopsida; Poales; Poaceae. The record is from RefSeq and is a predicted model, not a curated record.